Messenger RNA from Osmerus eperlanus (European smelt), 2769 nucleotides. RefSeq lists its product as uncharacterized. NCBI's taxonomy places the organism in Eukaryota, Metazoa, Chordata, Actinopteri, Osmeriformes, Osmeridae. Bases 147 to 1880 code for a protein of 577 amino acids. Gene Ontology annotation, cellular component: cytoplasm. Gene Ontology annotation, biological process: protein ubiquitination. The transcript is spliced from 10 exons. The record is from RefSeq and is a predicted model, not a curated record. Gene Ontology annotation, molecular function: protein binding; ubiquitin protein ligase activity.
CGCAGUUGUUGGUUUCAGUAGGCCUAUGCCAAUAGAUUUUUCUAACAGAUCAUGUUAAACAACUUACCGACUCAAAUUUCUAAUAUGAAAUUACACUAUUCUACGCCGGGGUAUGAAUAACGCAGUUUACUGGCGCCCUAGUGUGGAUGCAAAUCCUGUCCGUGGUUGGUCACGCCCUUACACGAAAAAAUAUUAUUCGUCGAGUCGUCAGCAUUCGUAAAGCUACCGGAGAGAGCCGAAGAUUAAUGACAGCUACAAGCGGCGCGCUCUCCUGCUCUCCUCUACUGAGCGCGUGUGCAGUCGCAGUCGAUGGAGCAGUGCACAGCAGAGGGGUGUUGAGGUACAACUUUGGUUACAGUAGACAGGCAUUCAAACACACUUUGGGAGGCGCAAACUCCACUUUACAGACUAAAGGAUUAGGCCUUCCUCGUUUGGAGUUUGUAGGUGCUACGGUAGUGCGGUCAGCUGCUCCACUCCAACAGAGAGAGACAGCUUUACAGCUCUCUACAGCUGUGCCACAGGGCCCUGUCCUCCCUGCAGCCCUCCAGACCUCCCUCCAUCCCUCCCUCCAUCCCUCCCUCCAUCCCUCCCUCCAUCCCUCCCUCCAUCCCUCCCUGCUUCCCUCCCUCCAUCCAGCUGCCAACAUGAUGAAAGAAUGCCUGCAGUUCCUCAUAGAGCCGGCCAAGAAACUCAAGAUCCGGCUCAAGGAGUCUGGUAAACGAGUGAGGCAUGAGAAGAAGGAGCCCUUAGUGGAGAGUCAGCUGUUUAUCAUGGAGCUGGCCAGAGAACUCAACAAACUGUGCCAGAGGUCCAGUGUUCUGGCCCACAUCUGGACCAGUGAGGACAGCUGGCCCCCUGCAGUGUGUCGGGACUUCAUAGUCCAGUGGGCCUCCGUCCUGGAGAACAGAGUCCAGACCAGGGUCAUCCACACAGAGCUGCAGACUGAGAGACCAGAGAAGAGGGACUGGAGGGGCCACCUGCUGUGCAUGCUGGAGACCGGGGGGGAGUACGACAUGGGGCCCCACAAACGAGUCAUCAUGGACUGGACACGAGAGCUGAAGAGCAGGCCAGAGCCCAGUGUGUGGCCUGGGGAGCCCGUGCUGAUGAUGAUGGAUGAUCUGGAGUUCCAGUGGAGGCGGGGCCGUCUCCCCAACCUGCUCCCAGCCAUGGAGCUGGUCAUGUGGACCCUGCUGAACGCUCACUGUCCCGACAAGGAGGACGUGCCCAGACAGUGGCUGGUCAACAAGCAGAGGACUCAGAGCUGUGAUGCUGCCAGGUACAUCCCCCACAACGUUUGGAACUGGAUCGUUGAUGCUUCAGUGGAGGUGACCCUUGACCCCGACACGGCCCACCGCGACCUGGUGGUCUCCGAGGACAGGAAGCGGCUGCACUGCGGGCCGGACCCCCAGGACGUCCCUCGCUGCCCACGGCGUUUCAGCGGCUGGUGGUGCGCGCUGGCGGGGGAGGGCUUCACCGGCGGACGGCACUACUGGGAGGUGGAGGUGGGCGGGCGCGACUGGCGAGUAGGCGUGGCCAAGGCCUCGGCCCAGCGGAAGGGCUACCGCUCCCUGAACGCAGACACGGGCUUCCUGACCCUGCGGCUGGAGCGCGGCGUCGAUCUGAAGGCUCUGACGGUGCCCGCGACGCCUCUGCCGACCAGCCUGGCGCCCCGGAAGGUGGGGGUGUUCCUGGACUACGACGAGGGCCAGCUGUCCUUCUACGACGUGGAGAGGCGCUCGCACCUCUACACCUACAGCCAGACAUUCACGGAGGAGCUGUUCCCCGUGUUCGGGACCGUGGAGGUGGUCAGGGAGCUGGUGGUGCGCCCGGCUGGGGCCAGGGAGCCGUGUCUCUGUCCUGGGCCCUGUCUGUGGAACUGAGGCCUGGUGGAUCUGCUCUGGGAAAGGCCUGGGCGUUCCUUGUCUGUGUUCUACUCUGGUUGUUCUACUCUGUGUCUGUGGUCUACUCGAAAGGUUCUACUCUUUCUCUGUGUUCUACUCUGGGGGGUUCUCCUAUGUCUAUGUGUUCUACUCUGGUUCUAUUCUAUGUGUUCAUGAUCUCCAGUCCUUGGUCCAGGUGCCUGGGGGCAGGACACAGAUCAAGCCCCAGAUCUGUUUGAAGACUGUUGUAAAUAUUGUUUGUCCGUACUGGGCUUGAAAGACGUCAUGUUUAUCUUGUGGGGUCCUGUGUGGAACCACGGUCCUCCUGAUCCCUCCUGGCCCCUCCAGCCCCUCAUACCAGCUCCACCCAUCUGGGAAGUGCAUUACUGUUUCUAUUGGUUCAGACAAAUGUAGAGAGUGUAGAUACAAAUACAAAUAAAGGGAGUUUAACGUGCAGUGAUCCAACUUUCAGGACUCUGUCAUGCAGCGCAAGGUCAACGGAGCGUGGAGUGUUUGAGAGGGCGCUGACGGCUAAAACUGACAUGCCUACGUGACAGCUCUCCCGAAACGGACAGCUAACCCAAAGCUCGCUCAGAACCCCAUUUGUAGUUUAGCUGUGCGGUCUAGCGAGAGCUUGGACACGUGUUCUCCAGUCACACUGACAGACGCGUCGGCCACAGAUAGAGCAGCAUGCUUCCUGGAGAUUGAACUCUCUGUCUCUCUUUAGCCUCUGUAUCAAGCCUGCAGCUGUCCAAAGCUUUCUGCUAAUGUGCUCUAGCAUUGUUUAAAAAGGUCCUCUUAGUAUUGACACUGUAUACAACGAUGUAAAGAUACCAAUGCUUUUUCAGUCGUCAAUAAAUCACCAAACUGGAACCUUUUUUGACUUGUU